AUGAGUUUCCUUACAAUGAUCACGCUGAUCGUAAUCCUGGCGGUUACGCCUCUGGAGCAGAGGCAGGGCUACUCGGCCCUGUUGGUGAUUCCUUUGGCCGGUAUGCUGAUAGUGGGGUCCUUCUCCCUCCUCUUUGACCGAAGCGAACACUUGCCUUCUACGCCUUCUCAGCCGCGCAUAUCCUCCGCGGUCUACAGUCACAGCUGCGACUGCGUGUGGGCUUCAACUGUAUUUGGGGACUUAGCACUUGGAAAAACAGCUGGCCUUCAGUUCCGCCGCAUGCAUGUGCAGAAGAACGUAGACGGUACUCAGUGGCAAGGGUCUGAGCAAGCCUCAGUCGCCAGCGACGCAUUUGUAGCUAAGCCGACCUGCGCAUGUUGUUUGGAUGAUUUUCACCCCUCGAGCCAAGUUGCAGUCCUGCCAUGUGGGCACAUUUUCCAUGAGGACUGCAUUGCGCAUUG
Molecule: messenger RNA, 461 nt
Organism: Symbiodinium pilosum
Lineage: Eukaryota; Dinophyceae; Suessiales; Symbiodiniaceae
Source: the annotation of a GenBank genome assembly